GCUCUGUUUGUCGUCUGCUCCAUAGACGUGACGUCGUCGGCGCCAACCAACUCUUGUCUGCUGCAGGUAACUUAAGCCUCAGCCUGGUUUCUCGUAACAUUUUUUUUUUACUUAUAGUAUGUAAUAUUUUUGUACCGUUUGAGAUGUUACUGAAAUCUUCCACCAAGAGGAAGAGAAAGUUCAACAAAUGUUGUCUAACAAGUUUAACUUUCGAAUAAGUAAGUGAACUAUAUUAAAUAAAAAUGUGAGAAUGUGAUCUCCGAAUUGUUAUUAAUUUUUUUCUUUAUUAAUUUUGACCAUUGUCCUCACAGUUAAUACAUGUUCAACUUAAUUUGUUCCUUUUUAACCAAAAGUUCGUGAAAUGCUCCCUCUGUUUCCUUUUCUCCCCACAAUUCGUAGAAUAUUUAAAAAGCGCUUGAAAUAUUCACUUUCUUUUUUGUUUCACCAACAGUGCAUUAAAUGUUCAUUGUGUCUCACCAACAGUGCAUAAAUUGUUCCAUUUGUAUCACCAACAGUGCAUUAAAUGUUCACUUUGUCUCACCAUCAGUGCAUUGAAUGUUCACUUUGUCUCACCAACAGUGCAUGAAAGACGUGCUCAAAUGUAAACGUGAUGAGAACGUCGGCAUUGUGUCUGAGAUGGAAUGUUGUGACAAGUACACACUGUGUUACUUCAUGUGUCAACCUGAUGCUGAAGGGCCACCUCCGUAAGUACCGGGGGAGGGGUGGUUUCUAAUUUGGGGGACAUUGUGUUACUUCAUGUGUCAACACGAGGCUGAGGGGCCACCUCCGCACGUAANAUGGGUGACAUAGUGUUACUUCAUGUGUCAACACGAGGCUGAGGGGCCACCUCCGUAAGUAAGGGGGGGGGGGGUCUAACAUGGGUGACAUAGUGUUACUUCAUGUGUCAACACGAGGCUGAGGGGCCACCUCCGCACGUAAUUAAACACUUAAAAAAAAAAGAAGUACAGUCCAAGCAGUUUGUAAAAUGGUGUGCCUUGUGACUCAUCCCUGUCAACGUGUUCCAGGUGCAGCAGCAGUAAAGGAAAGAGAGGAAGUUGGAACAAGAGA
This is a messenger RNA of Lymnaea stagnalis (great pond snail), 1068 nucleotides long. Lineage: Eukaryota; Metazoa; Mollusca; Gastropoda; Lymnaeidae. The record is from the annotation of a GenBank genome assembly.